AUGGCGUCUUGCUUACAAGCAUCUAUGAGCUCUCUGCUCCCACGUUCUUCUUCUUUUUCUUCUCAUCCUCCUUCUCUAUCUUCCAAUUCAUCCGGGAGGAGAGCCUUGAAGAGCUUUCGCUAUUCCUUUCGCGCCAAAGCUGCUGCCAAAAUCCCCAUGCCUCCGUUGAACCCGAACGAUCCUUUCCUCUCGACUCUCGCUUCCGUUGCCGCGAAAUCGCCGGAGAAACUUCUCAAUCGCCCGGUUAACGCCGAUGUCCCGCCGUACCUUGACAUCUUUGACUCCCCUCAGCUCAUGUCUUCUCCUGCUCAGGUUGAAAGAUCGGUGGCAUAUAACGAGCACCGACCAAGAACUCCUCCACCGGAUUUGCCAUCUAUGCUUCUUGACGGGAGAAUUGUUUACAUUGGCAUGCCUCUGGUGCCGGCGGUGACAGAGCUAGUUGUCGCGGAGCUUAUGUAUCUUCAGUGGCUUGACCCCAAGGCACCCAUCUACAUUUACAUCAACUCUACAGGGACCACUCGUGAUGAUGGCGAGACUGUUGGAAUGGAAUCAGAAGGCUUUGCGAUCUAUGAUUCUUUGAUGCAACUUAAAAAUGAGGUACAUACAGUAUGUGUCGGAGCCGCCAUCGGUCAGGCCUGUCUGUUACUAUCAGCAGGAACCAAGGGUAAACGGUUUAUGAUGCCACAUGCCAAAGCUAUGAUCCAGCAACCUCGUGUGCCUUCUUCUGGUUUGAUGCCUGCCAGUGAUGUCCUGAUUCGUGCCAAAGAGGUCAUAAUAAAUAGGGAUAUACUUGUGGAGCUUCUAUCAAAGCACACUGGGAAUUCUUUGGAGACUGUCGCUAAUGUGAUGAGAAGGCCAUAUUACAUGGAUGCACAAAAAGCUAAAGAUUUUGGAGUCAUUGACAGGGUUCUUUGGCGUGGUCAAGAACAGAUUAUUGCGGAUGUUGUUCCUUCAGAGGAAUUCGACAAGAACGCAGGGAUCAGAAGUGUUGAACGAGUCUAG
Molecule: messenger RNA, 1002 nt
Organism: Microthlaspi erraticum
Lineage: Eukaryota; Viridiplantae; Streptophyta; Magnoliopsida; Brassicales; Brassicaceae
Source: the annotation of a GenBank genome assembly